UGAAUUUGUUCUCACGUUUUCAUGCUCCGUUAUAUUUUAUGCCCCAGUUACCAUGGAUUCAAGGGUGUACAUAUGUGUUCCAAAGCAAUACAUGGAGAAGCUGAACAACAUGGGCCAAUGGGAUCAUGGGCUUUUCGUUAGGAGGAUGAACCCUUAUGUGUCCAAAGAGGCGCUUGAGUCUCACUUUGAACAGUGGGGGACGGUGCUGUUCUGUGAGGUGAAAAGUGAGAGCACCUCGGGCUUCCCCAGAGGCCUGGGUUGCGUGUGCUUUUCCAGUGAGGAGGAGGCCGAUGCAGCAGAGGCAGCAGGGCCUCACAAGCUGGGCGGCAUGGAGGUGGACAUUAGGAGGGUUGUCAUGCCAAAGACAAUCGACAAUAUGGCGUACGUGCCCCACAGAAGAAGUGGCAUGGCGUAUCGGUUAGCAAGCAGCAGCUGGCUAGACUGUCAAUGAAAGCAAAGUUUGCGUCCGUGGGUCAAAGGAGAAUUCCCACAGUUGUUUACAGAAGAGGACAGAAGAUGAAAAGCUAAUAUUUGAAGUGAGACUCACAUCACGUAGCUUGCUCAGAGCGGGAGUUCUCUCUGGAGAGGGAA
Clupea harengus (Atlantic herring) is the source of this 591-nucleotide messenger RNA. Its product is annotated as heterogeneous nuclear ribonucleoprotein A1-like 3. Gene Ontology annotation, molecular function: RNA binding. The record is from RefSeq and is a predicted model, not a curated record. NCBI's taxonomy places the organism in Eukaryota, Metazoa, Chordata, Actinopteri, Clupeiformes, Clupeidae.